AUGUCUUUACAAUAUAUUAAUAGUGAAAGGGGACAUAUAUCAUCACCUAUUUUAGGACCUUAAUUAUAAUUGAAUUACACCCAAAUAGAAGCUUAUUAAAAAGGAUCAGAAAUUAAUGUUUCUUAACCAUCUGAAACAUCUUAAAACAAUGUUAUUGAAAGUAAAAGCUAACAAUUUGAUUUAUUAAAAGCAGGCUUUUUAAGUAAAGCUUCAAAAAGUUUUAGUCGUAGAUAACCAAAUUAAUCAGUAAUUAUAAUUGAAAUAUUUAGAAAAAUAAUCAAAGGACUGAUAGUUAAUCAAUUAAAAAAUAAGAAAAAUCAUCCUUAUUAAGAAACUUUCUUAAAAAUGCUUUAGUUUAAAAGUUUAAAAAUAAUUUACUAUAAUAAUCUUAUGUUCUAUCAUACCAUAUGAAACAUUUGUUGUAAUCUGAAUCAUAUUUGUUAGAAGAUGCUUCUAAAAAAAAGAGAAGUAAUUUUUUCUUGUAAUCCCAGAAAUAAAUAGUCAAAAUCCAAAUAAGUUGUUAUUUCUCCCAGGAGAUACAACAAUAAUCAUUUGGGAUAAAUUAUCACUGCUUAUUAAUUUAUUUAGUUUAUGGUUUUGCCCAAUUUUAUUUGCCUUUAAUGAAAAUUUAUCAAUAUUUCAGAAUUUUGAAAUAAUAAUCAUAAUAUUUUUAUGUUUUGAUAUAACAAUUAAUUUAAAUAGAGCAAUAAUUGAUCAAGGAGAAAUUAUUGAAGAGAGAAAAUCAAUAAUAAAAACAUAUAUAAUUAAUCAUGUCUAUAAGAACUUAAGCAGUAUAAUUUUAUGGGUUUUAUGCUAUUACAAAUUUUAUUAAAUUAAUAUUGCAAGAGAAUUCAUAUUUUUAAUUUAAAUCGCUAUUUUGAUUAUUCAAAUAUCUAAUAAUUUUUAAAAUUAUACUGAAUAAUUAUAUCUAAAAGAAAUUACAAGUAAUUCCAAAGAUAUAAUAAGCUUAAUCAUACUAGUAUAUUUUUUUGCUCAUUACAUGGCCUGUAUUUGGCAUUAUAUUGGAGUAUAAACUACAUCUUUAGGUACAACAUGGCUAAUUGAAUACAAUCUUAUUCAUGAAGGAUUUUAUGUAAGAUAUAAUCAUUCAUUUUAUUGGGCUUCAAUGACUAUGGUAACUGUAGGAUAUGGAGAUAUAAUACCAUAAAAUUAGGUUGAAAUGACUUUUGUUAACAUUAUGAUGCUUAUUUCAAGUGUUAUGUAUGCCUAUUCUUUAAACUCUAUUGGAAUUAUUUUAAAAUCAUAUCAUGAUCAAAAAUAAAAAUAAACGUAUAUUAAUUUAAUUACUAAUUAUUUUUAGAAGAUCUUUAAUUUUGAUAAAUAAUUAUAUGAGAAAAUAUUAGUUAGAUGAAACAAUUUAGUCAAGAGUCAGAAAUUACAUUAAGUAUCAAAUUGAUAGAGAGUUUUAAGAAAAUAGAGAGAGUGUUUAUUAAAUAAUAAAUGAUUUACCUAAUGGAUUAAAAUCAGAAUUAAAUAGAGAUUUAUAAACAAAAAUUGUUAAUAAUAUUAAAGUAUUAAAUCAAUAAUUUUCAAAAUAAUCUCUAAAAAAUCUUACAGAUUAAUUAAAGUUUAUUAAAUUAACACCAAAUGAUUUUGUGUAUCAUAGAGGAGAAUCUGAUGAUUAAAAUUUGUAUUUAUUUGAAUUAUUAUUAGAUAUUAUAUUGAUGAAGGAUAAAUUGAUUUGAUAGAAGAGAAUAGCAAAAAAGUGAUAGCAACACUAAAAAAAGGAGAAACUUUAGGAGAGUAUUAAUUUUUUACAGGGUUAUAACCUAAAUGUUCAGCUUUAAGUCUGGGAUUUUCAUCUUUAUAUUAAAUAAAAAGAGCAGAUUUUAUUAAUUUGAUAAGAUAUAACUAAAAGGAUUUUGAGAAAUUUCAUAAUAUUAAAGAUACUAUAGUUUUUAAUAAUUCAUUCUCGAUAUUAUUAAAUAAUUGCAAAAUUUGCUAAAAAUAUAAUCAUUUAACGAUUGAGUGUCCAUUUUUGACUUAUAGACCAAAUUUAGAACAAAGAAUUAAAAAAUCCUUAUUUAAUUCAAAUUAAGCCAGAGAUUAAAAUUUUAAAAGGUUGAAUGAAAAACUAAAUGUAAGAAUUAUGUAUAAGGAAAUAUAAAAAUCAGUUAAAUCCUAUUAAUAAUCAGCUAAUUUUGCUGAAUAAAUUGAUGGUUCAUCAAUAAGAAUAGACACACCAGAUGUUUUGUAAAUUAGAAAAUAAGCUAUUAAAAAAAAAUACUCAAUACAACCAAAAAUACAAAAUAAGGAUAUAGAUAAUAAUUAAGACAAUGAAAUUAUUAAUUUUUAGGAUUUUAUUAAAAGAACCUAAGUUGAUAGAAGAAAAACAAAUGCAAAAACAAUAUUUGGAAAAAAACAGGAAUAUAAAAAAAAAACAUCCAUUAGAUAAUUGAGUAAUUUAAGGGAUGUUUAAGCCAGUAAUUCAAUAAAUGAAUCACUUAGUUAGAUACCCUAUGAUUAAGGAUCAUUUUUGGAUGAAUUUAAUUUAGAGUUAUAAUUUCAUCAUAACGAUAUUGAUAAAAUUUAUUUCUACCAAUAUUAUAAAAAACAUGAUAAUGCAGACAGCAUAAUAAGAAAUUUUGAAAAUUUUAGGAAAAAAAAAGGUUCAUUAGUUUUUUCAAAAUUUGAUUUAAAUGCUAGCCUUUAUACUUUUAACUUGAAUGUAAUUAAUAAAAUAUUAAAUAAGUUUAGAGUAAAUUAAAAAAAAUGA
This is a messenger RNA of Paramecium sonneborni, 2737 nucleotides long. NCBI's taxonomy places the organism in Eukaryota, Ciliophora, Oligohymenophorea, Peniculida, Parameciidae. The record is from the annotation of a GenBank genome assembly.